CAACCACCAGAAACCCUAUUGAGAGAAGAGCAGCGAGAGAGCUAGCUAGCUCAUUCCUUGCAUCAAAAGAGCUCUCUUGUAGCUGAAGGACAAUGGCAACAGCAAAAUCUGUGAAGGACGUGUCUCCUCAUGAGUUCGUCAAGGCUUACUCUGCUCACCUCAAAAGAUCUGGCAAGAUUGAGUUGCCACUAUGGACUGAUAUUGUGAAGACUGGUAAAUUUAAGGAGCUUGCACCAUAUGAUCCUGAUUGGUACUAUGUCAGAGCUGCCUCCAUGGCAAGGAAGAUUUACAUUAGGGGAGGCCUUGGCGUGGGUGCUUUCCGUAGGAUAUAUGGUGGUAGCAAGAGGAAUGGAAGUCGUCCACCUCAUUUCUGCAAGAGCAGUGGUUCUAUUGCUCGUCACAUCCUUCAACAAUUGCAGAAUGUGAACAUUAUCGAUAUUGACCCCAAGGGUGGGAGGAGAAUCACUUCAAGUGGUCAACGGGAUCUUGACCAAGUUGCUGGACGCAUUGUGGUAGCCCCAUGAUCAUCAAAUGUUGAGCUAUGUUACAACUGUCUUACUCUAGGUUUCAGUUUUAAUCCUGUGGAGAGAUGUGACUGCAGCGACAAGAUUAUAUGCUAUGGCAUUUUUGGUCCCAACUGUGAAUGUUUUUGAUGUGAAGAUGGUUUUUGAUAUGUUGCAUUUCAAUGAUUAGGUAUUUUUUUGUCUU
This is a messenger RNA of Populus nigra (black poplar), 708 nucleotides long. RefSeq names its product small ribosomal subunit protein eS19x. The transcript is spliced from 4 exons. Gene Ontology annotation, cellular component: ribosome; cytosolic small ribosomal subunit. Gene Ontology annotation, molecular function: structural constituent of ribosome; RNA binding. NCBI's taxonomy places the organism in Eukaryota, Viridiplantae, Streptophyta, Magnoliopsida, Malpighiales, Salicaceae. Gene Ontology annotation, biological process: translation; ribosomal small subunit assembly. The record is from RefSeq and is a predicted model, not a curated record. The coding region runs from base 93 to 524 and encodes 143 amino acids.